Messenger RNA from Tribolium madens (black flour beetle), 2278 nucleotides. RefSeq names its product phosphatase Herzog (gene hzg). The transcript is spliced from 4 exons. NCBI's taxonomy places the organism in Eukaryota, Metazoa, Arthropoda, Insecta, Coleoptera, Tenebrionidae. The record is from RefSeq and is a predicted model, not a curated record. Gene Ontology annotation, molecular function: RNA polymerase II CTD heptapeptide repeat phosphatase activity. Bases 143 to 1024 code for a protein of 293 amino acids.
UCCGCGGAGCAGUGAGUGUUAAAGCGAAAACAGCAUCUGCCAUUUUGCGAAGGUGUUUUAAAGAUUAUUUAUUAUCGUGCAUGUUGUGUUCGGGACAAUCGGGCGUAGCGCUAAGUUUCCGGAGGACCCAACAAAUGUUUAAAUGGACGCAUCGUCCAUUAUCACACAAGUGUCAAGGGACGACGAACAGUUAAACAGUUAUCCUCCCGAAAAAGGAACGCUACCGAGGACUGAAAAUGACAUAUCAGAGGAGAAAAUACCGACGAGUAAUAACAAGAAGAGCAACAGGGGCUUUUUCAGGUCCCUGUUCUGCUGUCUGGGGCGGAAGAGCACCAAGAAAACCAACGCGGAGCAAUGCGUCGACGGUAACCAAUACAUACCGGGAAGCAGUUGCACGUACCUCUUACCGCCCGUCCGACACCAGGAUAUGCACAAGAAAUGCAUGGUGAUUGAUUUAGAUGAGACUCUUGUUCACAGCAGUUUCAAGCCGAUCAGCAACGCCGACUUCGUAGUACCAGUUGAGAUCGACGGUACCGUUCACCAGGUGUAUGUGCUGAAGCGGCCGCAUGUGGACGAGUUCCUGAAGCGUAUGGGUGAACUUUACGAAUGCGUCCUAUUCACCGCUUCGUUAGCGAAAUACGCCGAUCCGGUGGCCGAUCUGCUCGACCAAUGGGGUGUUUUCCGGUCGCGUCUCUUUAGGGAAAGUUGCGUUUUUUAUAGGGGAAAUUACGUAAAAGAUUUGAAUAAAUUAGGACGGGAGUUGCAGCAAAUCGUCAUCGUGGAUAAUUCGCCGGCUUCCUACAUAUUCCAUCCAGAUAACGCUGUGCCAGUAGCGUCGUGGUUCGACGAUAUGAGCGACUCGGAGCUUCUGGAUCUGAUUCCCUUCUUCGAGAAGUUGAGCAAAAUGGACAAUGUGUAUACAGUGCUGUGUAAUUCCAAUCACCCAUAUAACAGUAGUGUGUCACAAAAUGGCCCUUCGAACCUAGCCAGUAUACAGAAUAACUACUCGCCGCCCAAUACGUAGCGAAAAGUUCCUCGAGUCAAAUUUAUUGCCAAGGUCGUUUUCUAUUUCAUUCAUGGUUUUUGUUUCGGAGAGUUCGAUUUUGUACCGACCUGGUAAUGUAUUUAUUACAUUACGAAUAUUAUGGAUAAGUGUAAAUAUGUAGGUAAAAAUAGUAACAUAUUUUUUAUUAAGUGAAAGAAACAAAAGUAUUCUAUCCCGCUUGAAAAGUUACCGAAAGCUAUAUUUAAAAAACAGGUAUUUUUACACGGACGUUUUUAUGCUUUUUUUGCUUUUAUCAAGGGACCUACGAAGGCGUAAGUCCGAAUAGACGGAGAGAGAAUUAUAGAUAGUAGACCACAUUAAUCUGCAUUUUUUUUUCUUUAAUUUUUUUAAAAAGUUAAAUACUCAAAGCAUUUUAUUUUUAUCGACGGCGAUUAUGAUAGUAUAGUCGAGUGUGUUUCGUAUUUGUACUAGAGACUCGUAAAACAAAAAGCGAUAGAUGUGACUAAACAAUCAAUCAUAUCUCGUUUCGAGGUGAUGUUAUUUGUGGGAACAAAUCGUUCCAAUUGUUAACAGUGGCCUUAAAACAAAUAUCUGAACUUUUUUGAACAUUUAUGAAAAUUUUACUGUAGAUCCGUCACUUCUACAGGAAAACCGCUCGGUGACGUUAAAACUAUGCCUUCAAGCAUCACUGAACUGUCAAACAAUGGCAGAUUAUUGCAAGAUCGGUUUGUGUAUUCAGUACAAAAAUUUUAUUUUAAAUCUUAUAAAUUGUUUGAUAAGUUUUAAAGUAAAGUUAGUCGGUUUAAGUUAUAUUAUUUUUCUUGAUUUAAAAUCACUGUACAGACAUAUAUGUUAUUUAGUAAUAUAUUCUUACUAUUAAGAUUUUAUUAAUAUAUUAUAAAUGUAUAUUUAUCCAUUGUAUUGUGUGAAAGUUUAUUAUUUUUCAAAUAAGCAAUAUUUUAUCUGCCUCACAUCCAACAUUAACGGACCCUUUAAUUAGGUUAAGGUUUUUAUAUCCAAAUUAACCGGGUUUGGUUUUUAGAAACAGCAAUAGUACAAUGUGGGGUGAGAAUGGUGUAAUUUAGCUAAUUAACAUUAUUUUUUACAUGAUUAAACUAAUUUGUUGUUGUAGAGAAUUAUCAUUAUUAUUGUUUAUGUUGAUAUAUAGUAUACUUGUACAUUUAAACACUUGUACAAAAAUAAGUGUUUUCAUAUAAUUGUCAUGUGAAUACAUAUGCCUUGAUUUGUAAAUAAAAGCCUGUCAUUUAUACC